Messenger RNA from Exophiala mesophila, 764 nucleotides. RefSeq lists its product as uncharacterized. Bases 144 to 707 code for a protein of 187 amino acids. The transcript has a single exon. The record is from RefSeq and is a predicted model, not a curated record. Lineage: Eukaryota; Fungi; Ascomycota; Eurotiomycetes; Chaetothyriales; Herpotrichiellaceae.
CCACUAUAUACGUGAGAACUUCAUUGAUAAAGCAUGAGCCGACACGAAGACACGUCCGACAGCGAUACGUGGUUUACAUCAGUUGAGACUACAUUAUUCAUACUGCGUUAAUAUCUCUCCCCCAAUCUUCCUCCUCUGACAUCAUGGAGAACAUUCUGAGCAUCAGCUCCAAAGGCUCAGAAAUCCCAAUUGCAGCAAUACUCAGCCCAAAAGUGAAACAAAGGCUCGAAAGUCUGCCACUCGUCCCAGAACAACAGACCAUUAUUCGCUCAGGGGGAAGGGCGGAUAGGCUAUUGGGUAUACUAAGACUACUCCCAUCAUUGCAAGAGGAUGGAGAAGGAUCCCAUGUCAUAUCAGAGCUAUCAUGUGCUUUACGUGACUGGGUUGAUCAGAUCAAAGGUCUACCAGGAGCUUGUGAGAAAACCGUAAAGUGGGAAGUUCGUCCUGUCCUCUACGAUGGAAUGGUCACGAUCAAGGUCAAGAAUUGGAUGAUUGCUGAAGGACUUGAGGAUUGGUACACGGAAGAUGAGGAUGCGAGGGUUGAUAAAACCGGGGAGGAUAUGAAAGGCCGUCUAGCGGCUUGGGUAGUAUUUGGAGACGGGAGUGGAUAUUGUAUUCUGGAGCAGUGGCGAGGAAAAGCAAUCUAUUUCAACUUGAAGGACUUGGAGUUCGACACCAACUUAUUGAAAUGGAAUGAUUACGAGUGAAGAGCACGUAGUGCAUUGCACAUGUUCGUCUGCACAUGCAAAGACGCCUAAUUUGAG